This is a messenger RNA of Rhineura floridana, 3902 nucleotides long. It is a transcript of the gene TRPC4, whose product is annotated as transient receptor potential cation channel subfamily C member 4. Gene Ontology annotation, biological process: manganese ion transport; calcium ion transmembrane transport; regulation of cytosolic calcium ion concentration. The transcript has 11 exons. Gene Ontology annotation, cellular component: cation channel complex; membrane. NCBI's taxonomy places the organism in Eukaryota, Metazoa, Chordata, Lepidosauria, Squamata, Rhineuridae. The record is from RefSeq and is a predicted model, not a curated record. Bases 601 to 3531 code for a protein of 976 amino acids. Gene Ontology annotation, molecular function: protein binding; inositol 1,4,5 trisphosphate binding; store-operated calcium channel activity.
ACCACGGAUCUCUCCUCCUGACAGCGGCCGCGUUGACUGUCGGCUUGCUGCUACCAGUUGCAAAGGCUGCGCAGGGCGGGGGCUGCAGCAUUAUCCUUCCAAGUUCCUAGAGGGGGCGCCUCGAGAUACAUCAGUCCCUCCUUCCCAGGUGCGUGUGUAGGAGAGUGCAAGCACACAGGAGAAUCCGCUUUCUCAGGCGACAGGCGUUUUGUGAGAAUAGCAAAAGAACCUUUUCCUGGGCAGGAGGAAUAGUUGGAGCUCUUUGCCUCUUGGAGCCGGCACGGGAUUCCCCCAGCGAAUAGAAAUUGCGCUGUUCUUUUCCUCGUCUGUUGAGCGGUUAGGAAGCUGCCUCUCUUUCAGGGGAGCCUGAGGAAAGGAAAGGGAAAGGGAGGAUUUGAGUUGAGGGUGAUCGAAACGGGCUGGGGAUUGAGACGACGAUCCAGAACGGAGGUGCUGUAGGAGCUGUGUGGGUUCGACUGACUCCCUCCAAGCGAGCGGGAUUUGCAGGAGAGAGGCACAGGCUCCGGGAAAAUGCAGCUCCCUCGUGGAGGCAGGCUCUUGUUCUCACGCCCGAAAUAUAGGGUUAGGAUGGUGUGAACUAUGGCCCAGUUCUAUUACAAGAGAAGCGUCAAUGCCCCUUACAGAGAUCGGAUCCCUCUUCGCAUUGUACGAGCUGAGUCUGAACUCUCACCUGCCGAGAAAGCCUAUUUGAAUGCUGUGGAAAAAGGAGAUUAUGCCAGUGUGAAGCAAGCCCUGGAAGAAGCAGAGAUAUAUUUCAAGAUCAAUAUUAAUUGCAUUGACCCCCUUGGAAGAACAGCUCUCCUUAUUGCGAUAGAAAAUGAGAACCUGGAGCUCAUAGAGCUGCUCUUGAACUUUAACGUCUACGUUGGAGAUGCUUUGCUGCAUGCCAUCAGGAAAGAGGUGGUUGGAGCUGUUGAGCUGCUGCUAAAUCACAAGAAGCCCAGUGGGGAGAAACAGGUGCCACCUAUACUUCUGGAUAAGCAGUUCUCAGAGUUUACACCAGACAUUACACCCAUUAUCUUGGCUGCCCAUACAAACAAUUAUGAGAUCGUAAAACUUUUAGUACAGAAAGGUGUUUCUGUUCCCAGACCACAUGAAGUCCGAUGUAACUGUGUGGAGUGUGUUUCUAGCUCGGAUGUGGACAGCCUUCGUCAUUCCCGAUCCAGGCUAAAUAUCUACAGAGCUCUUUCAAGCCCAUCGUUGAUUGCUUUGUCAAGUGAGGAUCCUUUUCUUACAGCUUUCCAAUUAAGUUGGGAGCUUCAGGAACUAAGCAAAGUAGAAAAUGAGUUUAAAUCUGAAUAUGAGGAACUAUCACAGCAAUGCAAACAGUUUGCAAAAGACCUCUUGGAUCAGACACGGAGUUCAAGGGAACUGGAAAUUAUUCUUAACUACAGAGAUGAUAACAGUUUAAUAGAAGAGCAGAAUGGUAAUGAUCUGGCAAGACUGAAACUGGCAAUUAAGUACCGUCAAAAAGAGUUUGUUGCCCAGCCAAACUGCCAACAGCUCCUCGCCUCUCGCUGGUAUGAUGAGUUCCCAGGCUGGAGGAGGCGCCACUGGGCCGUGAAGAUGCUGACUUGCGUCAUUAUUGGAUUUCUUUUCCCAGUCUUCUCUGUCUGCUACCUGAUAGCUCCCAAGAGCCCACUGGGACUGUUCAUCAGGAAGCCAUUCAUCAAAUUUAUCUGCCAUACUGCAUCCUAUUUGACUUUCUUGUUCCUUCUGCUGCUCGCCUCUCAACACAUUGACAGGUCAGAUCUGAACAUGCAGGGGCCUCCGCCAACCUUCGUUGAAUGGAUGAUAUUACCGUGGGUCCUGGGGUUUAUCUGGGGUGAAAUUAAACAAAUGUGGGAUGGCGGCCUACAGGAUUAUAUUCAUGACUGGUGGAACCUGAUGGAUUUUGUAAUGAACUCAUUGUACCUGGCAACAAUAUCUUUGAAAAUUGUUGCAUUUUCAAAGUACAGUGGACUGCUCCCAAGACAGAGCUGGGAUAUGUGGCACCCAACACUGGUGGCUGAGGCACUGUUUGCUAUUGCAAACAUUUUUAGUUCUCUGCGCCUGAUCUCAUUAUUCACUGCAAAUUCUCAUCUGGGACCACUGCAGAUCUCUCUUGGAAGAAUGUUACUGGACAUUUUAAAGUUUCUUUUCAUCUACUGUCUUGUGCUUCUAGCUUUUGCAAAUGGACUUAACCAACUAUAUUUCUAUUAUGAAACAAACGAAGCCAAUCGCUGCAAAGGGAUUCGGUGUGAAAAUCAAAAUAAUGCAUUUUCAACUUUAUUUGAAACCCUCCAGUCACUGUUUUGGUCUGUCUUUGGGCUCAUCAACCUGUACGUGACCAAUGUUAAAGCACGACAUGAAUUUACUGAGUUUGUUGGGGCCACCAUGUUUGGUACCUACAACGUCAUCUCUCUGGUUGUCCUGCUCAACAUGUUGAUAGCUAUGAUGAACAACUCCUACCAGCUCAUUGCUGAUCAUGCAGACAUUGAAUGGAAAUUUGCUCGAACAAAACUUUGGAUGAGUUACUUUGAAGAAGGAGGGACUCUGCCUACUCCGUUCAAUGUCAUACCAAGUCCAAAGUCUCUCUGGUACCUGAUAAGAUGGUUGUGGAGACAAUUGUGCAGGAAAAAAAUCAGAAGGAAACCUGAAAGUUUUGGAACAAUUGGGAGACGUGCAGCUGAUAAUUUGAGAAGGCAUCAUCAGUAUCAGGAGGUAAUGAGAAAUCUGGUAAAGAGAUACGUGGCUGCAAUGAUAAGAGAUGCUAAAACUGAAGAGGGGCUGACUGAAGAGAAUUUUAAGGAGUUAAAGCAAGAUAUUUCCAGUUUUCGCUUUGAAGUCCUGGGUUUGUUAAAAGGGAACAAACCAUCUAAUUUUCAGUCCUCAAAAAUCAGCAGAGAAACAUCCUCUUUGCCAGAAUCUGAUGAAGGAAACAAAAAUGGAGAUGAGAAAGUUAAGAAGAAAACCCUUAGCCUUUUUGACGUAACCACAAUGAUUCACCCAAGCGCAGUGGCAAGAGUCUCUGAAGCUCACAGCCAGAGCAAUGGGUCAGCAAUGAUAACAAGAGAGUGCACCAAGGAAAAGCAGAAGAAAGUGAACUUUGUGACUGAUGUAAAGAAGUUUGGGUUCUUUCACAGACAAUCAAAAAACAGCUGUACUGAGCAAAGGACAAAUAAAAUAUACUCAAUCUCUGAAGAAGUUUCCCAUCAACAAGCUGAAGAACAAUGUGAGAAAGAUACUGAAUUGGGAGUGAAAGUGUUGGUUGUGAACUGUGAACUAAACAUGCAGGGUUUCAGUGAAAGCUGUCCAGUGGGCGCUAAUAAUCAGGCUAAAAAUGAGUGUCUGGAUUAUAAACUGGAUGAGAAAGCUGUUGUUUCUGAAAUGAAGAAGGCUGUGGUACAGGAGCCUGAUUUGCCCACAUCAAAGGUUUUGCUGGACAAUGAGCAGGACUUCAGUAGCAGCACCUCUGUUGUGAAACAAGAGACAAUUUUUCAGGACAAUUACAUGACAACAAGAUUGUGAUGAGUGGAAGCUGAAGUCUGUACAGACACACUUUGAAUAGAGAUGUUUAAACCAGAAAAUACAGAAUUAGAGCAUUCAAAAACAAGAGUUUGUAAUAUAGCAAAGGAGAAUAAAUAGCAGAGCCUUCCGUUUUGUAUCCUGCUUUAGCUUUCAGUUUCUUUUACAUUUUUUUAUUAAAUGGGAGCAUCUUGUAUUCUUGUACUGUUGCAAUAACCCACAGAAACUUUUUAGCUAUCUUCUUUAAUUUUAAAUAAAUGCCAUUUAUCUGCUGUGAUAGUUAAUGCCUAUGGUAAAUAUUUUUCUAUGCAAAUAAAUGUAGUUUAACAAAGGUGUGAACCUUUAUGAACCUUUUUAGGGUUCCUAAAAAUGGA